Messenger RNA from Elephantulus edwardii (Cape elephant shrew), 1061 nucleotides. Its product is annotated as serine/arginine-rich splicing factor 1-like. Lineage: Eukaryota; Metazoa; Chordata; Mammalia; Macroscelidea; Macroscelididae. Gene Ontology annotation, molecular function: mRNA binding. Gene Ontology annotation, cellular component: cytoplasm; ribonucleoprotein complex; nucleus. Bases 100 to 846 code for a protein of 248 amino acids. The record is from RefSeq and is a predicted model, not a curated record. The transcript has a single exon.
AGAGGCCGCGGGAGACGUGGUGUCCCUGCGAGCGAGCUCUAUCGUUAGCUAAGCUUGGUGGGAAGGCCUAAUUUCGAGUCCGCGCUUUCAGUCGCCGCCAUGUCGGGAGGUGGUGUGAUUCGUGGGCCAGCGGGGAACAACGAUUGCAGCAUCUACGUGGGUAACUUACCCCCAGACAUCCGAACCAAGGACAUUGAGGACGUGUUCUACAAAUACGGCGCUAUCCGCGACAUAGAUCUCAAGAAUCGUCGUGGGGGACCGCCCUUUGCCUUCGUUGAGUUCGAGAACCCGCGAGACGCGGAGGACGCGGUGUACGGUCGCGACGGCUAUGAUUACGAUGGAUACCUUCUGCGGGUGGAGUUCCCUCGAAGAGGCCAUGGGACUGGCCGUGGCAGCGGCUGGGGUGGAGGCGGCGGAGCCCCCAGAGGCCGGUAUGGCCCACCGUUCCGGCGUUCUGAAAACAGAGUGGUUGUCUCUGGACUGCCUCCAAGUGGGAGCUGGCAGGAUUUAAAGGAUCACAUGCGUGAAGCAGGUGAUGUAUGUUAUGCUGAUGUUUACCGAGAUGGCACUGGUGUCGUGGAAUUUGUACGGAAAGAAGAUAUGACCUAUGCAGUUCGAAAACUGGAUAACACUAAGUUUAGAUCUCAUGAGGGAGAAACUGCCUACAUUCGAGUUAAAGUUGAUGGGCCCAGAAGUCCAAGUCAUGGAAGAUAUCGAUCUCGAAGCCGUAGUCGUAGCAGAAGCCGUAGCAGAAGCAACAGCAGGAGUCGCAGUUAUUCCCCAAGGAGAAGCAGAGGAUCUCCACACUGUUCUCCCCGCCAUAGCAGAUCUCGCUCUCGUACAUAAGAUGAUUGGUGACACUUUUUUGUAGAACCCAUGUUGUAUACAGUUUUCCUUUAUUCAGUACAAUCUUCAUUUUUUAAUUCAAACUGUUUUGUUCAGAAUGGGCUAAAGUGUUGCAUUGCAUUCUUGUGUAAUACCCCUUGCUCCUAACAUCUACAUUCCCCUCAUGUCUUUGAUAAAUUGUAUUUUAAGUCAUGUCAGGAUUGUUUAAAUUUAGU